AUGGAGCAGCAGUUUAUUCUCCGACUUCAUGAAUCGAUAAAGAAUGAGGUUGAUCUCAAGAACUCGACACUGGAGGUUUGCAAUGAAAAGUCUGUUGUCUUGUCGUAUGGUGGACAGAAGUAUCCGGGGAUAAUUGUAAGACUCCCAUGUAUAGUCGAAUCACAAAAGACAAUGGAUAAUAGACAACACUACAAGGUGGCAGACAUAUCCACUCUUGUGGUUGUAUACCCGCAUGGAGAUUUUGACUUUGAGAGGGAGCGGGAGAUUCAUGAGCUGAGUGGGUUGUGCCCACCGCUGAAGUAUGCGAAGGCAAGAAGAUUCCGGAAGAAAAAUAGCAAGAUCGAGUAUGUUGAGGAGAUUGAAAAGAAAGUUGGGGAGCUUCUAGAAAAGGACAUGAGGGCCCGGCUGGUUGAGGUCAUCACAAAGGAGGAGAAAGAGACGUCUGAUGACCUGGACAUGCUGGCUGCAGAGAUCGAGAAAAAGCUGGUGGAUUAUUCUGAAGCACGUUCGGAAGAGUCCAAAAUCCCCUUUGCCGAGACCAAGCAUGAAAAGGAAGAGAAGCCAAAGAACCAGGAGCUUGAACGUCUAGAGAAAAGUGUUGAGGAGAAGAGAAAGCAGAUGGAAAGUGCAUUGAAUCCGAUUCUUCAAAAGAGAUUUGAGUUACAACUUGAAGUCCUACUUAAAGAGCUUGAGGCCAUGAAGAAGAGCCUGGGAGAAGAGUAA
Encephalitozoon intestinalis ATCC 50506 is the source of this 723-nucleotide messenger RNA. Its product is annotated as TATA-binding protein-associated factor. The transcript has a single exon. Gene Ontology annotation, molecular function: RNA polymerase II general transcription initiation factor activity. Gene Ontology annotation, biological process: RNA polymerase II preinitiation complex assembly; transcription initiation at RNA polymerase II promoter. Lineage: Eukaryota; Fungi; Microsporidia; Unikaryonidae. The record is from RefSeq and is a predicted model, not a curated record. Gene Ontology annotation, cellular component: transcription factor TFIID complex. Bases 1 to 723 code for a protein of 240 amino acids.